AUGUCUCACGUCCACUCCCCCCGCUCGACGUCCCGUCGCGGCGACGCCCUCUUCGCCCUGACGCGUCGAUACGUCGUCGUCUACGUCCUCGGGACGUUUGGUGAUUGGAUUCAGGGCGCCUACCUCUACGCCGCCUAUCGAAGGCACGGUCUGUCGAAGCGAACGAUAAGUGGGGUGUAUGUCUUAGGAUAUGGCGUCUCCGCGACACUGGGGACGGCGCUGGCGAGCGUCGGCGACAGGAGGGGACACAGGGUGAUGGUGAUGGCGUACGGGACGAUGUACGCAGCGUCGUGCGCGCUGAUGCGGUCGAACGCGAUGUGGGCGGUGUUAACGAGUCGGAUAUUGGGAGGUAUGAGUUAUAGCGUGUUGUUUUCAAACUUUGAGUCGUGGGUGAUCACGGAGGCGGACGAGAAGGGGAUCGAGAGACGUCGUUUGGCGAGACUGUUUAGUGUGGCGACCUUCUUCAACGCUGCUAGCGCAGUGGCGGCAGGAUUGGUCGCGAACGCCGUGGUCGAGCUCACAGAUACGAGACGACUGUCGUGGAUCGGGAUGGACGAUACGAGGUCGAAGUUAGAGCAGGAGGUGGACUUCGGGGAGAGCACUUUGGCGUCGUCAAGGAAUGUGUACUCUCCGGCGUUUGACGUGGGGGUGGUAUCGCUCUUACUGUGCGCAGCGGGAGCUAAGCAUCUGUGGCCAAAGUACGACUCAAGUGCCUCAAAUCCCUCUCUCAGCCCGUCGAUUUCGUCGAAGGAAACGGAGGGAUCGAGCAUACAGCGCGCCGUGCAGGUUAUUUUAGCAUCGCACGAUUUGUUGCGGCUUGGCUUUGCCAACUCCCUCUAUGAGGCCGCGCUUCAUCUCUUCGUCUUCGUCUGGACGCCCAUAUUAGAGCAACGUUCCGGAGAGGGGGUUCAGGUACCGCACGGCAUGAUUUUUAGUGGGUUCAUGGUGUGCAAAAUGUUUGGCAGCCAGGUGUUCCACAUACUCGAAUCGAGGUUGCUUCCGGAGAGGUUGCUCCGCAUUGUCCUCGCCUGUUCCGCAGUAGCUUUCUGUUCAGCCGUAGUAUUCACGCAUUACUGGUUCACUCUAGGGGUAUUCUGCGUUUUUGAGUUUGGGUUGGGUAUUUACUGGCCCGUCAUGGCUGUGUUACGGGCGAAGUACGUUCCUAACAAGAUGCGGGCGACGAUGACGAGUGCGUUCCGGAUUCCGCUCAACAUACUGGUCAUCGGGCUUUUGCUCAUCGCCAGUCGAGCCAGCGAUACGGUUCUGCUGAUGACUUGCGGUAUGAUAAUGGUAUCGAGUUACAUAUCAUUCGGGACGCAGGAAGCACACAUCGCCGCACCGGCGGUGGACGAUAUAGUCCCGCCCGCAGAUCAGCACAUCAUUUAG
Messenger RNA from Ostreococcus tauri, 1386 nucleotides. Its product is annotated as Major facilitator superfamily domain, general substrate transporter. Gene Ontology annotation, molecular function: molybdate ion transmembrane transporter activity. NCBI's taxonomy places the organism in Eukaryota, Viridiplantae, Chlorophyta, Mamiellophyceae, Mamiellales, Bathycoccaceae. The transcript has a single exon. The record is from RefSeq and is a predicted model, not a curated record. The coding region runs from base 1 to 1386 and encodes 461 amino acids. Gene Ontology annotation, biological process: molybdate ion transport. Gene Ontology annotation, cellular component: membrane.